GCUGCUGUGGCGGAACAUUCGAGGCCGCGGCCUCCCUCAGGGCCUGCGCGGCGGGGCCGCUCCCUUCGCAAGCCGCGGCCGUCGAGGGUGUCGCUUUCUUCCUCAGCGCCUCCCAGCCGCCCUGUUAACGAGGGUGCCCUGGACGCUGGUUUCCUAGACCCUGCCGGCUUGGGAGUCAAGUGACACCCCCCCCCAAAAAAAGCAGGAGACUGCGGCCCUGGCCGUCGCAUUGUGUGGGCUUCGGCUCCUCAGCCUUUUGCUGGGUGCCUGCGAUGCUCGCCCGAGCAGCCUCCCUUAACGCCUCCCAGAUCUGUCAAAAUGAGUUUACGGAAACAAACUCCAAGUGAUUUCUUGAAACAAAUCAUUGGAAGACCAGUUGUUGUAAAGUUGAAUUCUGGAGUUGAUUAUCGAGGUGUUCUGGCUUGCUUGGAUGGGUACAUGAAUAUAGCUCUGGAGCAGACAGAGGAGUAUGUAAAUGGACAACUAAAGAAUAAAUAUGGGGAUGCUUUCAUCAGAGGAAACAAUGUUUUGUAUAUAAGUACACAGAAGAGGAGAAUGUGAGCAUACCUGAAGAUGGAACAUUUUUGUAUUGCAACUUUAGUUUCUUAACAUUAUUUUGUUUGUUACUGGCAAUUCUUCAGUGAACAAGGUUAUUUCAUUCUGCUGUAAAAGUUACAUGGCCUGUAAGUAAGGAUGGUUGUUGUUUUUUAUAUGUAAAAACAAAAUGGAAUAUUGCUGACAGAGUUUGGAAUACAUCUUGUGUUAUAAUUUGGAAUGAAAUAAACUUGGAAAAGAAUA
Molecule: messenger RNA, 798 nt
Organism: Podarcis muralis (Common wall lizard)
Lineage: Eukaryota; Metazoa; Chordata; Lepidosauria; Squamata; Lacertidae
Gene: LSM6
Product: LSM6 homolog, U6 small nuclear RNA and mRNA degradation associated
Biological process (GO): maturation of SSU-rRNA; mRNA splicing, via spliceosome
Cellular component (GO): sno(s)RNA-containing ribonucleoprotein complex; nucleolus; U4/U6 x U5 tri-snRNP complex
Molecular function (GO): RNA binding
Source: RefSeq, a predicted model, not a curated record